Diplodia corticola is the source of this 435-nucleotide messenger RNA. Its product is annotated as signal recognition particle 14kd protein. The transcript is spliced from 3 exons. Gene Ontology annotation, molecular function: endoplasmic reticulum signal sequence receptor activity; 7S RNA binding. The record is from RefSeq and is a predicted model, not a curated record. NCBI's taxonomy places the organism in Eukaryota, Fungi, Ascomycota, Dothideomycetes, Botryosphaeriales, Botryosphaeriaceae. Gene Ontology annotation, cellular component: signal recognition particle, endoplasmic reticulum targeting. Gene Ontology annotation, biological process: SRP-dependent cotranslational protein targeting to membrane. The coding region runs from base 1 to 435 and encodes 144 amino acids.
AUGGCUGACAAGCACCUCAGCAAUGAGGAGUUCUUCGCGCAGCUCAAAGAGCUGUUCGAUGCGCGGCGCACCAAAGACCACGGCACCGUCUACCUGACGCAAAAACGCCUGACCUUCGACCUCGAGUCGCGCGCGUCGACGCCGGCCAAGGUCGCCGACGACCCGCUGUGGGACACGCAUCCGCCCAGCCCGCUCCCCAUCAUCGUGCGCGCCACCAACGGCAAGUCCAAGGACAAGCGCGACCGCAAGGUCAAGCUGUCGACCGUCGUCCCGCCCGACCGCCUCGAGGGCUUCUACGCCCGCUACGCCGACGUCUGCAAGGCCGGCAUGGCCGCGCUGAAGCCGCGCGAUCGCAGCAAGCGGAAGAAGGACAAGCGGAACAAGAAGAAGAAUGCCGCCACCGCCGGUGGUGCUGAGGGUGAGAAGAAGGCGUGA